Trachemys scripta elegans is the source of this 1394-nucleotide messenger RNA. RefSeq names its product protein ZNF783-like. The coding region runs from base 181 to 621 and encodes 146 amino acids. The transcript has 3 exons. The record is from RefSeq and is a predicted model, not a curated record. NCBI's taxonomy places the organism in Eukaryota, Metazoa, Chordata, Testudines, Emydidae.
CCGGCAGCCAGGCCGCGGCUCCCCCCGGCGGCGCUCGCUCUGCUCCGCCCGGCAGCGGGGCCGGCCCGUGGCGAGGCGAGGCGAGGCGAGGCGGCGCCGGGACUCUGCCCAGCCCGGAGCGGGAGCGGAGCUCGGCCGGGCCGGGCCGGGCCCGCUGGAGAAGCCCCGCCCGGGGGGGCCAUGGCCGAGCGGGCCGCUGCCCAGGGUUCAGAAUGGGAUGCAGAUUCAUGGCAUUUGCUGCCUCUAAAACCCUCUGUUGUCCUCAAACAAAGGUCAGUGAGAGAAGCUCAUGAUCAGACUACAGAGUGUUCCCUGGGGGCUGUGAUGGCAGCAGUUCAAGCAGUGGAGAGGAAAGUUAAGUCCUACACCCUGCGAUUGCUGAAUCUGGAGAGGAGACUGGGCAGUGCUGAGAAGAAACUAAUAGGCUGCGAGAAAACAGCAUGGGAGUUUGAUACCAAGCUGGAGAGUAAGUGGGCCAUGUUGGGAACUCUGAUCCAGGAGAAUAAUCUGCUGCAGAGGAGGCUGGAGAACGUGGAGAACCUGCUGAAGAACGGGAACUUCUGGAUCAUGCGACUCCCCCCAGGCACUAAGGGGGAGGUGCCCAAGGUAACAAUACCAUAGAAGGGUAGGACUGGAAGGGACCUCAAGAGGUCAUCUAGUCCACUCCCUUGCUCCGAGGCAGGACUAAGUGUUAUCUAGACCAUCCCAGACCGGUGUUUGACUAACCUAUUCUUAAAAACCGCCAACAACAGAGACUCCAGCAGCAAAAAUAAAGCCCAACCUUGUAUCAGCUGUAUUGAAAGGGCCUUGCAUAUAUGGCAGGUAGGUUCUGAAAUUCAGCAUCAGACGAUGGUUAAUAAUGAGUGAACGGUCCGAUUUGUGCCUGACCAGCUGUCCAGGCUGUUUCCUCAUUCAUUCGAGGCUUAGGCUUUGUCUACACUAGAGACCUUAGAGUGGCACCGCUGUACGGUCUCCGUGCGAUCGCUCUGUGCUGAUGGGAGAGAGCUCUCCUGCCAGCAGAAUGAAACCACCACAACGAGCGGCAGGAGCUAUGUCAGCAGGAGAGCGUCUCCCACCGGCAGCGCUGUCCACACCGGCGCUUCUGUCGGUCGGGGGUGUGUGUGUGUUUUUUUCACUCCCCUAAUUGACAAAAGUGCUAGUGUAGACAUGGCCUUAGAGUGAUAGCUGUAGUUUAGCACAUUAAUCGCGGGGCCACGUAGCACAGCUGGUUACGAUUUGUGGAGCCUUUGGCAGCUCACCUAGGAUAAGUACACUGGAGUUGCCAACUUGAGUUGAUCGAGGGAUAGCUCAGUGGUUUGAGCAUUGGCCUGCUAAACCCAGGGUUGUGAGUUCAAUCCUUGAGGGGACCAUUUAGGGAACUGGAGUAAAAAUCU